CCCUGCGCUCCCACUGCCAGACCUCCAGAGAGGAGAGACCCAGGACACCCAGCCCCAGAUCCCCCAGUCUCAGGAUGGCGUCCUCCCUGCUUGAGGCCCAGAGUCUCUGCCAAGAGAUUCCUUACCAGGGACAUGGGAACAAGGCCUUGGGGAGACUGGGCCACUGCCUUAGUCAGGAGACGAAGCAGAGACAGGAAGUGAAAUGUGGGGAGGAAGCUCACUAUGGCUCCAGCCCCUUGGCCAUGCUGACAGCGGCGUGUAGCAAAUUUGGCGGCUCCAGCCCUCUGCGGGACUCCACGACACUGGGCAAAGCAGGCACAAAGAAGCCAUACUCUGUGGCCAGUGACCUUUCAGCUGCAAAAACCAUGGGGGAUGCCUACCCAGCCCCUUUUUCAAGCACCAAUGGGCUCCUCUCACCUGCAGGCAGUCCUCCAGCACCCACCUCGGGCUAUGCCAAUGACUACCCUCCUUUUUCCCACUCAUUCCCUGGGCCCACAGGCACCCAGGACCCUGGGCUCUUAGUGCCCAAGGGACACACUUCUUCUGACUGCCUGCCCAGUGUCUACACUUCUCUGGACAUGGCACACCCCUAUGGCUCCUGGUACAAGGCAGGCAUCCACGCAGGUAUCUCACCAGGCCCAGGCAAUGCUCCUACACCUUGGUGGGACAUGCACCCUGGGGGCAACUGGCUAGGUGGUGGGCAAAGCCAGGGUGAUGGGCUGCAAGGGACAUUGCCCACAGGCCCUGCUCAGCCUCCACUGAACCCCCAGCUACCCACCUACGCAGCUGACUUUGCCCCCCUUAAUCCAGCCCCCUACCCAGCUCCUCACCUUCUGCAACCAGGGCCUCAGCAUGUCUUACCCCAAGAUGUCUAUAAACCCAAGGCAGUGGGCAACAGUGGGCAGUUGGAGGGGAGUGGUGGAGCCAAACCCCCUCGUGGCGCAGGCACAGGGGGCAGUGGUGGUUAUGGGGGCAGUGGAGCAGGGCGGUCUUCCUGUGACUGUCCCAACUGCCAGGAGAUAGAGCGCCUGGGGGCCGCAGCAGCUGGGCUGCGGAAGAAGCCCAUCCACAGCUGCCAUAUCCCAGGCUGUGGCAAAGUGUACGGCAAGGCCUCACACCUGAAGGCCCACUUGCGCUGGCACACAGGCGAGAGGCCCUUCGUCUGCAACUGGCUCUUCUGUGGCAAGAGAUUCACCCGUUCGGAUGAACUGGAGCGCCACGUGCGCACUCACACCCGGGAGAAAAAGUUCACCUGCCUGCUCUGCUCCAAGCGCUUUACCCGAAGCGACCACCUGAGCAAACACCAACGCACCCACGGCGAGCCAGGCCCAGGCCCCCCACCCAGUGGCCCCAAGGAGCUGGGGGAGGGCCGCAGCACUGGGGAAGAGGAGACCAGUCAGACACCCCGACCUUCAGCUUCUCCGGCACCCCCAGAAAAAGCCCCUGAAGGCAGCCCGGAGCAGAGCAACCUGCUGGAGAUCUGA
Artibeus jamaicensis (Jamaican fruit-eating bat) is the source of this 1484-nucleotide messenger RNA. RefSeq names its product Sp7 transcription factor (gene SP7). Gene Ontology annotation, biological process: regulation of transcription by RNA polymerase II. The record is from RefSeq and is a predicted model, not a curated record. The transcript is spliced from 4 exons. Lineage: Eukaryota; Metazoa; Chordata; Mammalia; Chiroptera; Phyllostomidae. Gene Ontology annotation, molecular function: RNA polymerase II cis-regulatory region sequence-specific DNA binding; DNA-binding transcription factor activity, RNA polymerase II-specific. Bases 75 to 1484 code for a protein of 469 amino acids.